CUUGAAGAAUGAGAAGCUGAUGUCCGUGUUGUUCCUAGUGCACAGACUUGAAGGGUUUUAUUUGUGUUUCAGUUGAGAAAUGCUGACUGUGACUUUUGUAUGGACAAUACAAAGGUUAGUUUAUUUUGGCAUGAUCAUAUAAGAUGAAAAUAAAUGAGUGAUUUAUGCACCAGCUUUAUACACGAGAAGAGCUUUGACAGAGCGGACGCGAUUCUCCUGCUUCUUCAUUUUCUCCUGUUAUUACGCUUACAGAAAGCUUGAAGCUCUAAGGAACUUCCUUUUGAUUCAUUGCAUGAGUGUGAAGAAAGAUCAUUAAAGAAUGAGAAGCCUGAUGUGUUUGUUGUUCCUUGUGAUCUUCUGCUCUGUGCAGAUGACUUCAAGCACUGUCAUUUCAAUUGAUUCAGCACAAUCUAAGUGUUGUGGAGAAGAGUUCACUGAUGUGAAGAUUCCUGUGAAACUGGUGACGUCUUACUACUGGACCAGCAGCAGCUGUGCCAGACGCGCUAUUGUGUUUCAGACAAAAGCAGGGAGAGAGUUCUGUGUUGAUCCAGAGAGCACCUGGUUGAAGAGCUAUAUUGAUAAAGUGGACAAAAGUACAACAGUCCAAAAGUAGCUACACUGUUUCUAUUUGAACUGUGCAUUUCAUAUUGUAUAUUCAAACUUUGUGUUAUUUCCAAUGUAUAUAAAGUAUUUUAUUUUUACAGAAUCAUUUAUGUGAUUGGGUUCAGUUGUUUUAAUAAAUUAUAUCAAUGAUAAAAAAA
This is a messenger RNA of Cyprinus carpio (common carp), 761 nucleotides long. Its product is annotated as C-C motif chemokine 4-like. Gene Ontology annotation, molecular function: CCR chemokine receptor binding; chemokine activity. The record is from RefSeq and is a predicted model, not a curated record. The transcript is spliced from 4 exons. Gene Ontology annotation, biological process: chemokine-mediated signaling pathway; lymphocyte chemotaxis; immune response. NCBI's taxonomy places the organism in Eukaryota, Metazoa, Chordata, Actinopteri, Cypriniformes, Cyprinidae. Bases 320 to 613 code for a protein of 97 amino acids. Gene Ontology annotation, cellular component: extracellular region.